Molecule: messenger RNA, 1008 nt
Organism: Haemonchus placei
Lineage: Eukaryota; Metazoa; Nematoda; Chromadorea; Rhabditida; Trichostrongylidae
Source: the annotation of a GenBank genome assembly
AUUUCGAAUGAGGUCGGCUAUGGAUCAUUUGGACGCGUGUACCGAGCGAUUGCGAAGAAUGAUAGCAGAGGAAUCUAUGCGCUCAAGAUCCAGCACAAGUCGUUAAUCCUUGGGAAAGCGGCCGUUCAGCAGGUGAAACGAGAAGUUGCCGUCCAGAGGCUUCUUUCACCGUAUAUUUUUAUUGCUCGACUUUAUGCUUCGUGGCAAACCCGAUCAAAGCUCUUCACUGUACUGCAGUAUCCUAUCGGAGGUAUGGGAGAUAUGUUUUCCUUGUGGAAGGAACAUGGUAUCUUGCCUGAAACGAGUGUCCGCAUUUAUGGGGCUGAACUCGCUUUAGCACUAAACUUUCUUCAUAAUAACGAAGUCAUUUAUCGGGAUCUGAAGCUCGAAAAUAUCGUGUUGGAUUCGAUUGGACAUGUGAAAAUAGUCGAUUUUGGAUUGGCGAAACGGUUGAAAAAUGGCGAACAAACGAACACCAUCUGUGGGACAUUACAGUACAUGUCACCAGAUGUGGCCGCAGAGGAGCAUUACUCUCAUUAUGUCGACUGGUGGUCACUUGCUGUUGUCCUUCACAUCCUUGUCACUGGAAAGUAUCCGUAUCCAAAUGCCAAUGCCACUCAUCAUUGUCAUCUGAGAUUCGUCGAUUACAGUACUCCGUUGAACUGCAGUGAAGCGCUGGGAGACUUAUUUGAUCAGAUGUUGGCGUUUCCAUCAUCAACACGAUUACGGUCUUUUGAAGCGCUUCGGAAUCACGAAUUCUUUAAAAGCACCGACUUUGACGAUGUAGAAGCUCUUAAGUGCAAUCCUUUGGCUGACGUGCUGAACAAUGGUAAAACAACACUCGAGCCAGAAGUGGCUGACUGGGACGCCGAAGAGAAUUUCGAAUGUUUCAAUGAGAAUUACGAGGUGAGCUCUGUGUACGAUAUUGAAGUCGGUUUAUUCAGGCAUACUUAUUCAUCAAAAGCACAGUGGUGGAAGAAGGGUUGUUGCCGUUGUUGUUGUUAUUGA